Molecule: messenger RNA, 3144 nt
Organism: Lepus europaeus (European hare)
Lineage: Eukaryota; Metazoa; Chordata; Mammalia; Lagomorpha; Leporidae
Gene: ARMC10
Product: armadillo repeat containing 10
Exons: 6
Coding region: 45-971 (308 amino acids)
Biological process (GO): negative regulation of intrinsic apoptotic signaling pathway by p53 class mediator
Cellular component (GO): mitochondrion
Molecular function (GO): protein binding
Source: RefSeq, a predicted model, not a curated record
CGGUGCACGCUGCAGGCCCGCACCAGCCCAGUCCCAGCGGCGGCAUGAGCGGUGUCCGGCACGCGAGCUGGGUGGCGGCGGGCCUGCUCCUGGGGGCCGGCGCCUGCUACGGCAUUUACUUGCUGACGCGGGGCCGGCGGCGCGGUGGCCGCGGGCAGGGGCCGCGCCGCUCGGGAUCAGCUGAAGACUUAACCAGUGGUUCACAUGAUGAUGUCCUAAAUGCCAGCAAACUCCAGAAACUUCUUUAUCUGCUCGAGUCCACUGAAGACCCUGUCAUUACUGAAAGAGCUUUGGUCACUCUGGGUAACAGCGCAGCCUUUUCAGCUAACCAGGCCAUUAUUCGUGAAUUGGGUGGUAUCCCAGUUGUCGGAAACAAACUCAACAAUCCCAACCAGAGCAUUAAAGAGAAAGCCUUAAAUGCACUAAAUAACCUGAGUGUGAAUGUUGAAAAUCAAGUCAAGAUAAAGAUGUACCUCCAUCAAGUCUGUGAGGAUGUCUUGUCUGGCCCCCUGAAUUCCGCUGUACAACUGGCUGGACUAAGACUCUUAACAAACAUGACCGUGACCAACGACCACCAGCACAUGCUGAGCAGUUACAUUACAGACCUGUUCCACGUGCUACUCGCUGGAAACGGACGCACCAAGGUUCAAGUUUUGAAACUGAUUGUGAAUUUGUCUGAAAAUCCAGCUAUGACAGAAGGACUACUUGGUGCCCAAGUGGACUCAUCAUUCCUUGCUCUGUACGACGGCCACGUGGCAAAGGAGAUUCUUCUUCGAGUACUCACACUGUUUCAGAACAUAAACAACUGCCUCCAAACGGGAGGCCGCUUAGCCGUUCGGCCACCCUCCCCUCAGGGUUCACUGUCUCUCCUGUUGUACGGAGAAGAGUGUGCCCAGAAAAUGAGAGCUCUGGCUUCUCACCAAGAUGCGGACGUGAGAGAGAAGGCCGUGACAAUCAUACCAGCAUUCUGAUGGCUCGGUCCUGUUUUUCCAAGGAAUAUUGCAGUCUGGAAGCAACAUACGUACACCUAUUUUCCAUUUUCCUGGUACAGGCUUUCAGCUGCUGAAGUUAACCAGUAAAUAGCAUAUUUCAUCAUUUGCACACUACAGAUUAAGCAUCCCUCAUCUAACAUGCUUUAAAAAUUCAAGUUUGGGGGCAUCUUUAAGGUUUUAAGAUUAGGCAUUCUUUUUUUUUUCUUUUUCUUUUUUUUUUGACAGGCAGAGUGGAUAGUGAGAGAGAGACAGACAGAGAGAAAGGUCUUCCUUUGCCGUUGGUUCACCCUCCAAUGGCCGCCGAAGCCAGCGUACUGUGGCCGGCACACCGCGCUGAUCCGAAGGCAGGAGCCAAGUGCUUCUCCUGGUCUCCCAUGGGGUGCAGGGCCCACCUGGGCCAUCCUCCACUGCACUCCCGGGCCACAGCAGAGAGCUGGACUGGAAGAGGGGCAACUGGGACAGAAUCUGGCACCCCGACCAGGACUAGAACCCUGUGUGCCGGCGCCACAAGGUGGAGGAUUAGCCUAGUGAGCCGUGGCGCUGGCCUAGGCAUUCUCAAGCAAUGAAGUUUAUGCAAGUAAUCAAAAAAACUCUCAGAGAGAAACACUCAGGUCAUGAGUGUUUUGGAAAAGGAAUACGUGUAUGUUACCAUGGUCUUCAGGUUUAUUUUGGACCAUUUUACCGAAUAUCACAGCUUGCAUGGAUAUCACCUGGUUUUGCUUUGUUUACAGGAAGGGGCGGUGGCCUUUUUGUGUAUGAGCUGCCCUCUGCUGUUGGGGUGGUCUGCGGGUAACCCUCUGAGACAGCACUAGCACGUGACCAAGUCCUUGUUUUACAGCUGCCCCGGGAAUGACCUUGUUCUUUCAGUAGCAGUGAGAUCCUGAGCUCCAGAGUCCACCUGGCGACCCGGCCAUAUUGCUUUCAAGAGGCCUAUUGCAACCAUGAAAAUCCAUUCUCAUCACUUCCUGACAAUGAAAACUCCACUCUUGGUAGAAAGUUUCUUAGGUGCUAACCCCCUGCCAUUCAGUGUGCCAGUAGGUAAAGAUGUCACAUACAGAAUACUGGGAUUAAUCAAAAUGUGCAUCCAUAAGCAACUGGCUAUAUUAGUUAUCCCAUUUUUAAUUAUUGAAGAAGCUCUGCUGAAUGUGCUGCAGAAGACACCUAUGAAAUAUGGUUGGUUUUAAAACAUGCAUUGUGAAAGAUGUAUAAUAUCCCUUGUGUGUGCGUGUGUGUGUUUAAUAUAUGCUGGGGCUAGCAUUGUGGCACAGCAGGUGAAGCUGUUGGCUACGAUGCUAGCUUCUCAAUAUGAAUACCAGUUCCUGUCCCGGCUGCUCCAGUUCCAAUUCAGCUCCCUACUAAUGGCCUGGGAAAAACAACAGCAGAUGGCCCAGGUACUUGGACCACUGCCACCCACAUAGGAUACCUGGAUGAAGCUCCUGGCUCCUGGCUUCAGCCUGGCUUAGCCCUGAUCAUUAGGGCCACUUAGUGAACCAACUGAUGGAAGACCUUUCUGUCUCUCCCUCAAUCUCUAAUUUUUUAAAUAAACCUUUUUUUAAAAAAAUAUGCUUAUAUAUGAACAGAAUAUCUCUGGAAUGAUAUUCAAACUCCUGGGAGUGAGAUUGGGACAUGACUUUUCUAUGUAUACACCUUCUAUUAGCAUAUUUUUACUCUGAGCAUAAAUUGUAUAAUUUUUUUAAUAAAAAGGAAAAAAAUGACAAAGCUUAUGUAUUCUCUCCCAUUAAUUGAAUAAGAAAAUUUCUCAACUAUUAUCUUUAUAAAUAGUACUUCCAUUCCAUAAGCUACUGUAACAAUGUGAGGUAUCUGAAUUCAGCAAAGAUUUAUAAUACUCAGGUUCAUAGCCUCCAUCACGCUUUGCAUGAAGUAAACAAGGUGCAAGCAGAAGCUUCAGCACUCAUGUAUCCAUGACGGAGCUUCAAGGAUACUGUAAGUUCCACUUACGAAUACAUAGGCACAAGCCUGUUACAGUACAAAGUCACAAAUCUUCAAUGAGAAGAGUGUGUGUUCUCAGGGUUAUCCCGAAACAGAAAUCAGACUCAAGAAACACUUUUCAUGGGAGAAAAAGAGUUCAGUAGAAAAUGAAAAAUGGAAAUUUCCAGUAGGCUGCAGUGGUUAUGUAAUAUGGUGGCUAAGA